Messenger RNA from Rotaria socialis, 1293 nucleotides. Lineage: Eukaryota; Metazoa; Rotifera; Eurotatoria; Philodinida; Philodinidae. The record is from the annotation of a GenBank genome assembly.
AUGUACAUUUAUUUAGAUUCUCGCACAAAACUAUCAACAAUUUCACAUUCUAAGUCAAAUAAUAGUAUUCAUGAAUCUUCAAGCACUCUCACAGCAAAAGAACCUAUGCAAACAGAAGAAUCAAUCAAUGAUAGUACUCAAUCAACAAAUAAUGCUUACCGUUACAGUAAAAAUAAUAAUAAUAAACCAACCAAAGGAGGAACACUUGGAAGUGUUGGAAAUCUUGAUACAAUUGAUAGCAAUGAUGAUGAUGAUAAUGAUGAUGAUGAUGAUAUUGAUGGGAAAUUUGAAAAAGCUAAAUUAGGCUUAGGUAAUCGUACAGCGUCCUGUAUGGAUAUACGUGGUUCACAAACAAGUAUAAAUAGUGCAUUCAGCGAAAAAAAAGCUCGGUAUGAUCUCGACAUAUCUGGUACUAUUGAACUAAAAUUAACAUAUGCACUAACAACAGGUGCAUUAGAUGUUACAAUACAAAAAUGUUCAAAUUUAGCUAAAGCAAAAAGAGGCCAAUCUUCUGAUCCUUACGUUAAACUUUAUUUACUACCUGAUCGAUCAAAAAAUGGAAAACGUAGAACAUUAAGCAAAAAGAAUACUGUUGAUCCAGUUUAUAACCAAAAAUUUCGUUAUCAUGCAACUAAACAAGAAUUAGAAACUCGUGUCUUAUGGAUAUCAGUAUGGAGUGAAUCAAUACUCGGACUAAAUACUUUUCUCGGCGAAAUAAAUUUGCCAUUGACUGGCUGUACGUUUGAUAGAAGUGAAGAAUAUCCAUUAUUAGCACAAAAAAAGAAAAAUGAUUUAAAACCAAUGCUGGAGCCAACAUUGGAUCCUGGUGAAAUUACAUUUCAACUAACAUUUAUAGAAAAUCAAAGAAGUAAAGACAUUGGAACAUUACAAAUACAUUACAUACAAGCAAAAGCAAUUUUUUUUGGUAAAAAUUUGCCUGACGUGUUUUGCAAAGGUUUACUAAUGCCUGAUAAAAUUAAAAAAAAGAUUCCAGGAACACGCAAAGGUCCAACACCUAAAUGGGAUGUGCCUCUACGAUGGGAUGGUGUACGUCUUGAUAAUCUAGAAAAUUCAUCUAUCGAAAUAAGUGUUUGGUGUCAAGAGAGCUUUCGAAAACAUAUGUUUGGUUUCGUACGUCUUAAUCUUUCCGCAGGGCAUUUUGCAAAUAAAGCAGUUGACUGGUUGGAUGCAACAAAAUUUGAAAAGACAGCUUGGGAAAGAUUUAUUGAUAGACCAACAAUCCUACAUACUAUUACACUUCCAUUACGACCCCCAACGACUCGGUCUAAGUAA